CGUCAGAUGGGGUUGGUCGCAACGGACACGCGGUCGUCGAGACAGACAGCGUCGCGACGCUGACACAGUUGUCGCGAGGAGCUCGAGGGCGAUGCGAGUCUCGUCCCUUCGAUCUCAUUGACGAGGCCGCUGCUCUGUCUCGGCUGCCCACCCAUGGACGGGCUCUGGGCCAUCAUGCCGCUCGACUUCCUCGAAUCCGCUCUCUGCGUGCCCCAGUUUUGCUGCGGCGCCCUAUUCGGCCUCGGAUUCUGCGCUUAUUACUUCUUCGAGGUGGUGAAGAUACCAAUAUUCGUUUGUGCAAAAGGUCCAUUUAGUGACUUUUUAUCGGCAAAUCUACCGAUUCUUAAAAGCAAAUUCUGGCCGACAUUAUGGUGUUUCGAAUCUCGGGCACAAACAAUAUUCGCAAGUGUUAUACGUGCACGAAUAUUACCACAUGUGAAAUAUCGAAGGGAAAUAUUAACUUUGUCGGAUGGUGGCGAAGUGGCUUUAGACUGGGCAGAAGAAAAUUCAAAUGCAAUGUCGCCAAUCGUUAUUAUUUUACCUGGUCUAACAGGUGCCAGUCAAGCCGAAUAUAUUAAAUGCCUUGUGUACGGGGCCAAAAAUUCGGGCAUGAAAUGUGUGAUAUUUAAUUACAGAGGCAUGGGUGGCGUAAAAAUUAAGACACCAAAGUUAUAUUGUGCAUCCAGUUGCGAAGAUCUUGCAGAGGUUAUCGAUCAUGUAAAAAAACUCAAUCCGCACAUUUCUGUAGCAGCGACGGGGAUAUCUAUGGGAGGGUUAUUGCUCGGAAACUACUUGGCACAAUAUGGCAGAAAUGCGAUUGGAAAGCUAAAAGCAGCCUUGAUUAUAUCAGUACCGAUGAAUAUUUUUGAGGCAACCAAAAGCAUUGAAAAGCCAUUUUUAAACCUAAUGUUGAAUAAAUAUCUCUGUGAUAAUUUGCAAAGAAUAUUAAAAAGCCAUGUUGUCGAUAAGGUCUUCCCUGAAUUAGACUUAAAGGAAGUGUAUAAGAGUAAAACUGUCCGAGAAUUCGAUGAAAAUUUCACAUCACGUCACUUUGGCUAUAGAGAUGCAUAUCAUUAUUAUUCUAAAGCAACACUUCAUAAUAAAUUGCAUCUUGUCGAAGUACCUUUACUCUGCCUAAGCGCCGCGGACGAUCCAUUUCAACCUUUGCAAGCCAUACCGCUCAAAGAAGUCAGUGCAUCGAAGAAUGUCGCUAUGAUCGUGACGUCAAGAGGCGGUCAUAUUGGAUUUUUAGAAGGUUUUUGGCCCUUAAAAGAGGAACAAUACAUAGGCAAAAUUUUUUCCCAAUACUUCACGGCAGUAUUUACAGUAGGAAAGGACCAUCCAGCCUUUUAAGUCAACCAACUCUCUAUAAUUAUUAAUAUACGGAAACUUUGAUAAUAACGUAACGAAGGCAUUCAUCUAGUCUUAUCACAAAUUUUAUAACUGCUAUUGCGCAUUAAAUUUUUUAUGGCGGCACAACUGCUCCACUGUCUAAAUGAUGUUUCACAAAUCCCACGAAUGAACAUCCAACUAUAUAAUCUCAACUUACCAUUUUAAUUCAAAUAUUUUUGAUUGAUUUAUAAAUACAUUUAUUUUAGACUAUGAGAUUUAGAUAAAAUUUAAUAUAAUUACAUAAGUUUCAUAAUCGAUAGUGAUAUUGUCAUUGUA
Molecule: messenger RNA, 1668 nt
Organism: Ceratosolen solmsi marchali
Lineage: Eukaryota; Metazoa; Arthropoda; Insecta; Hymenoptera; Agaonidae
Product: abhydrolase domain-containing protein 3-like
Exons: 7
Coding region: 154-1353 (399 amino acids)
Biological process (GO): medium-chain fatty acid catabolic process; medium-chain fatty acid biosynthetic process
Molecular function (GO): monoacylglycerol lipase activity; acetylesterase activity
Source: RefSeq, a predicted model, not a curated record